AUGAGUAGAGCCCAUGUCGCUACGCCCACAACGCCCGCCUUCUCUCACCCGCCGCAGCCCUCGCCCGCGCCCUCGCCGUCGCCCACCUCGCUCUACUCGACCAGCGAUCGCCUGCUCUCGCCGCCCGCCACGCCCUACGCUGUCUCCAUCUCUGGCCCCAUCAGCGUCCCCUUCUACCCGCGGCUCGAGGACUACGGCGGCUACCCGCUCGCCCGCCUGCCCCAGCGGCUGAGCGCCCGCAUGCCGCUCGAGAUCCUGCCGCGCGCGCCGUGGCUCAGUCGCAUGCGCUCGUGUCUGCGCCUGCUAAUCAUUGUGCUGUCGGGCGCCGUCGUCGUGACGCUGAUGCACACGCUGGAAAUCUACAGGGGCAACCGCUACCUCGAGCUGCGCAAGGGCGAGAUCCCCAUGGUGUGGCCUGCCCACACCAACCUGGCGCCCACGGUCAUCUUGCUUGGCGUCGCCACCGCCAACUUCCUGGCCUCGGUCGCCAUCCUGAGCCUCAGCUUCAAGCGGUCGUUCCGCCGCCCCAUCCGCUCGCGCGACCUGUACCGCAUCGUCGCCGGCAGCUUUGGCGUCGUCUUGUGGGUUGCCGCCCUGGUCGUCUUCCAUCUGCUCGACCGGGCCAGCAAGGCCAGCCUGGGGCGCUACUCGUGCCAGCACGCGUCUCGCAUCACAAACGGCCGCUUCCAGUACCGCGCCGUGUGCGAGGAGCAGAACGUCGCAUUCUACACCGCCAUUGGCGCCGCCUCCGCCGAGCUGCUCACCCUCAUCACUCUCGCCGCCUCCGCCAUUCGAUCGAUGCGCGAAGAGCCCCCGCUGCCGACCAUCCAGAUCCACGAGAAGAAGAACUCGAACCACCUGAGCACCGCCUGGCGGCCGGCGCGCCCUAAGACGUGGAUACAAUAG
Messenger RNA from Didymella exigua CBS 183.55, 906 nucleotides. RefSeq lists its product as uncharacterized. Lineage: Eukaryota; Fungi; Ascomycota; Dothideomycetes; Pleosporales; Didymellaceae. The transcript has 2 exons. The record is from RefSeq and is a predicted model, not a curated record. Bases 1 to 906 code for a protein of 301 amino acids.